Harmonia axyridis is the source of this 2322-nucleotide messenger RNA. Its product is annotated as spectrin alpha chain, non-erythrocytic 1-like. The coding region runs from base 1 to 2322 and encodes 773 amino acids. The transcript has 2 exons. Gene Ontology annotation, biological process: actin cytoskeleton organization. NCBI's taxonomy places the organism in Eukaryota, Metazoa, Arthropoda, Insecta, Coleoptera, Coccinellidae. Gene Ontology annotation, cellular component: plasma membrane; cell projection; cell junction. The record is from RefSeq and is a predicted model, not a curated record. Gene Ontology annotation, molecular function: actin filament binding.
AUGAUGGAUGCUACACCAGAUAGAAGAAAAGAACGUUUGCAAAUGACGGAAGCCAGAAGACUGAAACUGAAAGAAUACAGGGCCUUUCAGGAAUUCCUGAAGAAUGUUUGCAGCGUGGAGAUGUGGUUAAAACAAAAGCUUCAGAUAGCGGCAGAUGAGAGCUAUAGGGAACCUCAUAACCUGGAAAGAGAAAUCCAGAAGCAUUCUACAUUUGAGGCAGAGGUUAUGGACAGCGAUGAAAGAGUGCAAAGCGUAAUAAACGACGGACAAGUGUUACUACAUUCGAAUCACUAUGCCAAAGAUGGAAUAGUCAUAAGGCUGGAGGAAAUCAAAGAGGAUUGGAAGAGACUGAUGGAACUCAAGCAGAUCAAACGGGAAAAGCUGAACGAGGCAUAUCAAGCACUGCUCUUCAGGAGGUCCGUCGAAGAGUUUGAGGUUUGGCUAGGUGAAAUUGAGAUUCAAGUUAGUAACGAUUUCGGAAACGAUUUGGCUUCAGACAACAACAUCCUAAGAUGUCAACCCGCUUUGGAAAAUGACUACCGACAGCACCUAGAAAACUACGAGAGCAUCAACGAGAUAGAUGAGGAGGUACAGUGGUUGAGCGACAGGAAAUCGCUGGCAGCGUCUUUGGACCUGGGUAUCAGUCUUACCGUGGUCCAGAGCUUACAGAAAAAGUAUCGGACGCUGGAGGUCGAGCUGAACUCGAAGGAACACAUCGUGAAAAGUUUGAUGGAUAGGGCGGUCAACAUGAUGAGAUCCGGUCAUGAGUUCUCCAAUGAUAUCAGUGCGAAGGUGAAGGAAUUGGAGAAUCGAUUUGUGAUGGUAAAGGAUAUGACCAGUCUGAAGAUGUUGAGGUUGCAAGAUUCCCUGGAAUCGGAAAAGUUUUACGAGGAGAGUUCAGAAGUUGAGGCCUGGAUUUAUGACAAGUUGUCGGCUCUGGCAACAAGUGAGGUUGGUAGAGAUGAGAUUUCCAUUCAGAUGUUGCAGGGAGAGCUGAGUAUAAUAACUGCUGAAGUUGAAGCUUACCAGGAAACGAUCGAUAAAUUAUCUCAGAGGUGUAGCAAUCUUGUGAAAAGAGAGCACUACGAUGCAGAUAACAUCAAGAAAAGAGAGGAAGAAAUAGUGCAAGAUAACAUCAAGAAAAGAGAGGAAGAAAUAGUGCAAGAUAACAUCAAGAAAAGAGAGGAAGAAAUAGUGCAAGAUAACAUCAAGAAAAGAGAGGAAGAAAUAGUGCAAGAGUACAAGAAGUUACGUCAGCUAGUGGCUCAGAGGGAAGUAUCCCUCUCUGAAGCCUUCCAGUAUUUCGGAUUCCUCCAAGAGUGCACCAAGCUCCAAGAAUGGAUCAAGGACCAGAUGACCAAUUCCAAAAUUGAAAAGCAUGGAGUUGAUGUCGAGCAUGCGGAACUUCUAAUUCAUGCCUUCGACACUUUUUACGCUAGUUUAAUGAAUAGCGAGGCAAGGCUCCAAUCAUGUUUAAUCAGUGGAAAUGCUCUGAUAAAAGCUAAAUGCAGAUAUAGCGCCAAGAUCCAGGAGAAGAUGAUUGAGGUCCAGACUCAAUGGAAGGACCUCUUGGAGCUGGUAAACGGUCUGAAUGAACUCUUGGUCGGAGCAAAACAGGUGCAUAUGUUCGAUAGAAGAGCUGAAGAAAUAAUCUCUUGGAUAAGCGAGAAAGAGGUUGACUUAUGCUACGAUACCAAUAGUCAAGACUCGGAAAGUAACCAAGAUUUGCUCAGAAAACCUCAGACUUUCGAAGGCGGGUUGGAAGUGAUCGAGGACAAGGCGAACUUUAGAGAGCAAGAGGCCAAGAAACUUGUCGAGGAAUUCCCAGAAACCAAUGAGCACAUUGACAGCAAGAGGGAAGAUACGCUGGAAGCUUACAAAUAUCUUGCUGUGUGCGCAGAGAGGAAGAAAUAUAACUUGCAGCAAUUGGAACCAUCCCAGGUUUAUAUUGACCAAGACAUUGCCGAGAAGAUCAAAAUCCUGAAGCUUGGAUUAGGGACUUGGAAGAAGCGAAAGGAUAUCUGCGAUCAGAACCUGGACGUUCAUUUAUUCAAGAAGGAGGUGUCCGUAUUCGUGAAUUGGCUGAUAACGAGGGACGACGCUCUCAAGGAAGAGAAACUGGAAGAUCUGAUCGGGAGGUAUUGCGACUUUGAGGAGAGGAUCAAAGUUCAAGAGAAGACUGUUAGAAGGUACCGGAAGCACCGGGAGCUGGAUAGAAAGAUCGAGACGCUUCUAGAGAGAUGCGAGCGGUAUAUAACCAUUCGAAGCCGCAGAGCAGGGCAGUGCGAAAGAAUCGGCGGUCAGUGCCGUACACUCAAUUAG